Molecule: messenger RNA, 5599 nt
Organism: Rhineura floridana
Lineage: Eukaryota; Metazoa; Chordata; Lepidosauria; Squamata; Rhineuridae
Product: zinc finger protein 524-like
Exons: 2
Coding region: 158-1282 (374 amino acids)
Biological process (GO): regulation of transcription by RNA polymerase II
Molecular function (GO): RNA polymerase II cis-regulatory region sequence-specific DNA binding; DNA-binding transcription factor activity
Source: RefSeq, a predicted model, not a curated record
AGCAGAACAGACUCAAAUUUGAGCCCUACAUUUUAGCCCUUGGUUGCUGCACCAAGAAGUGCCUGCUAUGUUUGUCUCCUGGUAAUGCAGAUCUACAUUUAAGUAAUGAUGAGAGCGAUGUCCCUGUAGCUGAACGUGCUUUUGUUCCUGGUGCCCAAUGGAGCCAUCUCACAGGUGGCAUGUCGACAGGGGUGAUGGGCAUCCAGCGGAGCUGCAGGCAAAGGCUCGGGUGCUGGUGCCAGGCGGGAGUAGUUGGUCAAGAGCGGAAAACCAUGGCAGCAUCGGGCUUGAAAACCAGGUGAUAGAAACCUGCCCCCCAGUUCCUUGGGCCCACUAUAUGCAGACCCCACUCAACAAUGACAGCCCCCAGAACCAUAUGGAUAUAGAGGACAGGCCUUCCCACCCUGAGAUCUACAGCAUUGCCCUAUGGGGGCCAAAACUGCAUUCAGCACUGACCAGACACAGAGGGGGGCGGUCAAAUGCACAGGCCACACCUCCUACCUCCAAACAUCUGGGUCAGCCAGGAGAGGGAGACACAACAGAGGAAGGGUCCAUGGUGUUGAUUGAUGCCGAAGGAGUGCCCCACACAGUAUCACGGCAAGAGGUGGAGCUGGCUGGGCAGAUGCAAUCCUCGGAGCCUGAGUUGCUGGCGUCAGCCCCACCGCCACGGCAGCUGUACUUCUGCCCCAUUUGCCUACGGACGUUCCUGUACCAGUCAGACCUGGAGCGCCAUAGCAUCACCCACUCGGAGAGCAAGCCGUAUGUGUGCCGUGAGUGUGGCAAAGCUUUCAAACGUUCCUCGCACCUUCAGCGGCACAAGCACAUCCACACCGGCGAACGGCCCUUCAGCUGCCCGGUCUGCCGCAAGGGAUUCCGGGAAUCCGGAGAGCUUUUGCGCCACCAGCGCGUCCACACGGGGGAGAAGCCCUACCAGUGCCAGAUCUGCCGGUUGCGCUUCACGGAGCGCAACACCCUCCGCCGGCACGCCAAGCGCAAGCAUGCCCGCGAAACCUACUAUCAGCGCCCUGUCGAGGAGGGCGGUGGCAGUUGGACUACGGCGGGGGACUGGGAAUCAGAAGUGGUGGCGGGCAGUGGCGACUGGGGGACAGAGGAACUUGGGAGUGGCUGGACCAAUGAAUCUGUGGAGGACUGGGUCGGGGAUGGGAGCCACUGGGGAGAAGCUGCAGAAGGUGGGACAGGAAGCACUCCUGUAGCUGUGCCACGAAUACCAGAGAUGGAACUCAUCAAGGACAAAGACAAACCUGGGAUCCAACCCCCAUAAAUAUGUAAAAACUGGGGGAGGGGCACCAGGGACUAUGAAAUGAACUCUGCUCUGCAGCUAUCUAUACAGACUUAAACUUCUGUAAGUGCAUUGAGACUUUUCUUUUUCUCAAGCAAGGGCAUUGAGACUGAUAGGACUGCCUUCUAGAAUUGCUCUAGAAAGUUAUGGGCUUUGAAAUAUCAAUGGGUGGGCAUCGCCAAAGACUGGAGAAUGCUAUUGGUGUGGACAGGGAAUCAUGACUGUCCCCUUCUUCAAACAACUAUAUCACGAUAUCCAGAGCUGUUGAGGGAUUGGAGUAACAGCAUCAUGUGUUACACUCUGUAACGGAGCAGAGCAAAUGAAACUGGGAAAUUCGCUUUGUCUUUGUGGUUUCCCAGAGGAAUAGGUGCUGGGAGAUGUCUUUUCCUCUCUUAGUCGCUCCAAACAAAAUGAUGAUACAUGGUGGUCCUCUGUAAGAUUAUUUGCCUCUUUCUGAGUUGCUUUCUUUGCUCCUCCAUGCAUUGGAGAUUUUCAGUUUGCAAACAUUUCAGUGAAAUAACAUAUGCAAAAGACCAGUUGUCUCUUCCCCACCCCCUUCCUUUUCCCCUUCCUUCCUAGGAAGGGUGAGCUAAGAUCUGGAGAUACCCCGCCCCAGUCUAUAAUGCUUGUGCUUGUGUCUAGAGUUUGAGGGAAUGGAAAAAUUGUGUAUCUUUUGUGCCUGUGGAUGCUUCUUAAAAGGUGGGAGGCAAAAUCCUAAUGAGUAGGCAGAGAUUCAAUUUGGAUACAUGUCUGGGGGGAAGUGAAGGACUGAAAGGAAAUAGAAGCUGAAGGACAGCCUGCUUCUUGCCAUCCUUUCUUUGCUGUACAGACUUCUGUUUCUCCUUCUCAACAGCCAGGAACUGAGGUGAACUUAACACCUUAGUCCCAAGUACACAGACUUACAAGUAAAUUCCAUUUAAAUCAGUCAGAAUUACUUUUAAAUAAAUGUGCUUAGGGCUGAGGUGUUAGGCCAUCAUCUGAUCCAGAGUGCCACGUGAGACAAGAUCAUGGCAAAGAACGAGCAUGGCAGAUGUGCCAACACUACAGCUGCCACACCAGAUGUUCUGUCAUGGUUUCUCCCAAGAAAAUCUGGACACAUACUGUUUUGGGAAAAUUCUGUAAAUUCUGUUAGCCUAAUCCAUUCACAGAACUACAUUUCCCAGUAUUCCUUGCAGUUUAGAUGGGAACCAUGUCAGUUAAUCUCAUUUAUGUCUGCAGUGAAAGGCUGUCAUUAGCUGAAGGGUUCUCUGAAUUUGUAACAGUGAGCCUUCUCAAGCCGAGCAAGUAAUGGUGCAUUCCUCAGAGCCGCAGAAGUGGGAGGCAGAAGAUUUACGUGGUCUCAGAGCGGUCUCCUUGGGAAAGAACAUUGCUGUUUUGAAUGGCUGCUGCAGAUGCACAGUGAUUGUUGCUCUGAUUCCUGUCCUAAUUUGGGCUGGCCCUACUAUUAGACAGAGUGAAACAGCUGCCUCAGAUGGCAGAUGCUGAAGGACAGUGAGGUGUUGGUGGACAGAGCUGUGUGUGCCAUACAACCUGCCCUGCACCCUCUAAGCUAGCUUGCUGACUUCAGGUAGGGUGGAGGAUACUGUCCCAUCAACUGCCAGUCCAGUUAGCUUCUAUAGAUGAAAUGGGAGCAGGCAUCAUCUUGUCCUUUACCUGAAGCAGCAAAAUGUCAUGGGCUGGCCCUGGUCCCAAUCAAAAUAUAUUGGGAGGGAAGUGAAGGAGGGACUUGAGCUUUGCCAGCGCCUGUUUAAAGAGGUAUGUUUCACCUUCUGAAGGCUACUUCCCUAACCAAACACAAGACACCCCUUACAACGCAGGGCCCAUGAGAGGUAGAGUGCUUGUGUGGAUGCUCUGGAUGGAGAGAAAUCAGCAUUGUAAUUCUCCAUCUCUUUUCCAAAAAAAUGUUUAUGCUUUUGAUACAAGAAAUGGUUUGUCCAAAAAGGGCAAUUUCUGCAGAAUUGAGACCAUACUUGAAUAUAUUGUGACAAGAGUUCUAUAAUUAGUUUGCAUACACCUGACAUAAUGAAUAUGAUCUAUGUGUGGGUUGGAUGUGUUCUCCUGCUCUCUUUCUGCUGUUGCACUUGAUAGGAACUUCUCCCAGGUACAUGAUUGCACAACAAACAUCCAAUGACCUGUUUACAAGGUCACACCCUUGUACUCCAUGUUAGUCAGUGCAAAAAUGGCUAAUGUUCCCUUUCUUCCUUUCUCACAAUCCUCAUUGCAUGAUCUCAGUUUCAUCUAUGAUCAUGUUUUGAAUAUGCUCCUUAGUUGCAGUUUCUUUCCUAACCAAAGUUCUUGUCACAUAAAGAACAAGCAAUGUAGAAGCAUCUUGGAAACUGAAACUGUUUGUUGGCUACUCACUGUUGCAACCCACUAAUGCCCAGUGGCAGCCCACAUGGCUCUGCCACUAUCAAGUGGCUUUCUUCCGCAAAAAACUACUAUCCAUGGCUUACAACAGCUUAGAGACAAAACAAGAGCGAUGGUCCAAUCUGCUCACCACUAAUGACAUGGAACCAACUGCCUUAUGGAUUCACUUUCAAGUGGUUUGUCUGAAAUGGCAUCAGCCCAAGCUGACGCUAACGGAGAGCCUUAUGAACGUUUUCAUGGCAAGCAGGGUUGAUUGCACUCAUUCUGUGCUCCUGAAAAUGAUGUGGACCCCCACCCUUCUCAAUGGCAGACUGACUCAUUUAGGCUGCAUGGGAUAAGGAGGUAUGAAAGCAUUCAAAACCUCAUUUUUGUAGGAACUGCUGCUUGCACUUCCAAAGUUGCUCUUGGAGUCUGUUUCUUGUAUCAAAAGCCUAACAGGAAGUAGAGAAGGCUUGAAUGCAAGGUUGCCUUGUGUGUGUGUGUGUGUGUGUGUGUGUGUGUGUGUGUGUGUGUGUGUGUGUGUGUGUGUGAGUGAGAGAAGAAACAAGUGAAAAAGGGUGUGAAAGUGAGAGAGUGCCUUUGUUUAGUAGACUGAAACUAAACUCAGCAAUGUGAUAUCUACACACACACAAAGUCUCCCACCCCUAAUAUGUUAGUCAUAAGAGCUUGAAUCAUGCCUUUUUGAGUUUUAAAAGGGAAGCCAAGAUUUUAAGAGAUCUGCUUAUGUUAGCUAUCCUGUUAUCAAGGCCAUUUCUAUUCUUCUAGGUAGACAGCAGUAGAGAUGAGGAAGAAUGUGCAAACACCCCCUCUGGAAAAAUUCACUCCCUUCCUCCCUUCCACUGAUGGGAGUACUGUAGCUGACACUGGCAGGCAGCUCAAAUUGCAGCUGGUGAAUAAGCAAACAAACAUUUUCCCCUUCAACAGCUGCUAGCACCUACAAGGCAGAGCAUGCCCACUUCAAGCCCUCUCCCCAGCUGAUUUUCUCCCCCUAGAGCCACCAGAGAUGAAGACAGUGUGUUCCACUUCUGAAGCCUGACUAGCAUUGUAAAAUAUGGUGCCUUGCUGUCCAUCCAACGAUAUUGCCUCUCUUUCCAUCAAAGGCCCAAGGCCCUCCGUCCCUCCCUCUCUGCACAAACUACAUGUGAGUGGGAGGAAUGGAGCCAGGCUUUUGCCUUGAACUACCUCCAGGGCUGUCUUGUAUGCCCAGGCCUCCAAGUUAUCUUUGUUGCCAUGGAGACCACCUUGAGCGCACAGUUGGGUUGUUAUAAGCAGAAUCUUUGUUAAGAAGGGCCUCAAGGCCUUGGCUGUUGUCGUGAAGGCGGCAGAAGGAUUAAAUGAAAACACACUAUCACAUCACUGUUUUUAUUUUUAGCCAAAGGGAUAUGAACCUCUAAAAAUAAGGGAAACAAAAUUAUGGGAAUUGUGUUCUGGAAUUGUUUAAUACUCCAUUUAAGUGUGUGUGUGUUUUUUAGCAAGCUGCGUUUCCCCCCACCCCCCCCAUGUGAGAUGGCCCAACACAUUUGUUAAACAACUGGUCCAGUCUACCCCACAUUCUGAGUUAUGGCUGCUAGACUGGGUUCUUUUGGGUUUUGUUUCAGGGGAGUGAAUGCCACAUUUAAAGAUAGACAAAUGUCCCUGUGGUGCUCCUGCAAGGUUGGAACUGACACCACAAAGGCUUUUUCACUUGAAGCAGCAGGCUGGGAUGCUUACUGGAACAGCAGGCUGAAAGAGUAGUCUGCAGGAGGUUUGCUCACAAAGGAAAUACCCCAGCGUAUUAUAUGUUUCUUAAUGGCAUUGUGUUUGAGGCGAAGUGAUAUGAAAGUUCUGUCUCUGGUUCAUUCCCACAUGCACAGUGGUUGCUGCAGUCAUCAAAUGAUAAAUUUGCAUGUAUCAAGCAAACCUUCAAGAAACUGACUGAGCUGGAGGUGAGGU